CUUACAACUAAAUCAAAAAGUCAUUCAUAAUAAAUUUUACAAUAAUUUUUCUAUAGUUACAAUUCAAUCAAUCAUCUCCAAUAAAAUGAAUUUUUGUUUUUUAUUUAAAAUAACAAAUUUUAAAAAACUAGUUUCCAUAGAUAGUAGGAAAGAUAUUUCUAUAAAAACUCCACUGUCUAAAUAUUAAUUUAAAAAAAAACAAAACAAAAACCAAAACUACUUCAGAAUUUGUAAACAAUCAACUUCUAAAUAUUUUAAAUUUGAUGUUCCUCUGCUCUGCCUAAACUCAUAUGAGAAAGAUAUUCAAUUUAAUUUUUUCUCAUUUUAUGGUACAGAUUUAGCGGGAUAUUUUUGUAGUUUUUCUAAUUUUCGUAUGUUUCUAUAUGAUAUAAGAAAUAUGUAAUUUUCUUAAACUGAAAUGAGAUUUUUGCAACAAAAAGUUAACUGAUGUGAGAUGAAAUCAACUACAUAUUUAAAUUGGAAUGUUUUGUUUUAGUGGUAGAGUUUUUGCCAGAUAUCUUUUCUUUUUAGGUUUUUUUUUUUCCUUUUUAGUAGAAGUUGUGUUAAAAAGGAAUUCUAUGCCAUUUUGAAACUGAACAAAUUUGGCAAAAUUCGUUGGAAAAAAUCAUUAAGGAAGGCUGUAGAGUUUUAUUUAUCAUUUAAUUAAUAAACUGAAAAAAUUAACUAAAUUCAAAAUUUAUUUGAUAUGCUAUAUGAUUUUGAUUAGAAAUCGACCUACACUGAAAUAAUUGUGGAGGUAAACAACCUCUAAAUUAAUUACAGAAUUUCAAUAGAUGUGUCAUAAAAAAAAUCACACUAAAAAUUCUAAAAACUUUAAUUAAGAUCCAUCCAUCUAAUUAAGAUUUUUUUUGUUAAUUUAGCCCUAUUUUUAUGGAGUUUAGGUAUUCUGUUUAGGCUAGGCAGUGACACAAUAGUUUUAGUUUAGUUGUUUUAAGAUGAUACAAUAAAUUUAAAUAUUUAAAUCAUAUAGUAUAUGAUAUCAAUUAACAAAUUAUGUAUGAAUAAUUAGAACACGAUGAUUAGUUCAUAGGAAAAUAAAGUAUUUUACACUAUUUAAUUGAAAUUGCUAAUAAAGUAUCUGCAUUAUCUUUACACAAUUUAAUAAUGUGAUAAAUGCUGAAAACCAAUGUUGAUAUUCUUAAAAUUUCUGUUGUACACAGUACUGGUUUUCAAAUUAUUUUGGUAGUUGACAAACGGCUUGAGUAACAUUCAUAAUAAAAUAAAAAUUAAAUUUAAGAUAAAGAAGGGAACAUAAAGUCCAAUCUGUUUGAACGAAAAAGUAGAAUAACUUUUGGGCUUCAAUUCUUUUUUGCCAAUGAGAAAGACUUCUUUUCCAGCUUUAAUAGCCUUACACAGGUCUUCUAGUUACAACACAGAGAGACAAAUCUCAAAGUAAAACUCUAAAAAGAUCUUCCAUGUGAAACCACCGUUAACUAUUAACGGAAAACCACCCGUCUUCACUCUCCUACGUGCAAAAGACUCCACUGAUUCAAAACUCUGUCGUUUUGACAAAAUCCUAUUCCCACAGUGUAAUGUAUAUUUCCAAGUGAGACAAACAAAAACAGCACACAUUAAAGCUGAAACAUCAGUUUAGCGGUUUGCCGUUCACGGCGGCGAUAUGAUAAACUAAAGAAAAGAGCUUUCGCCGAUUCAAAACAAUGGGCUGCGUUUUCUGCAAGAAGUCCGCUGGAGGAAAGCAUAAUCCCGAUGAAGCUCCUCCGGGAAACCUCCGCCGUGAAACCAAGCCGAAUCAUUUGCCUUCUUCCUCCUCCACCGCCGUAUCUGUACCGGAGGUCAUCGAAACCGGAGAGAGCAAGAAGGAUUUAGGUUCGACUCAGAUUCAAACGGCGAGAACGUGGCACACCGGUGACUUCUCCGCCGGCUCUUCUCGCCGCCCGUUGGGGAUGAGUCUCCGUGCGCCGGAAGGAUGGCCACCUUGGCUGAUUGCUGCUUGCGGCGAGUCGAUCAAAGACUUGACUCCACGGCGAGCCACCACAUACGAGAAGCUCGAGAAGAUUGGGCAAGGAACUUACAGCAAUGUGUAUAAGGCUAAGGAUCUAUUGACUGGAAAAAUUGUAGCUUUGAAGAAAGUUAGAUUUGAUAAUUUGGAAGCAGAGAGUGUUAAGUUCAUGGCUAGAGAGAUUCUUGUGCUGCGACGGCUGAAUCAUCCUAAUGUCAUAAAGCUUGAAGGGUUAGUUGCUUCGAGGGUUUCGUGUAGUCUCUACCUUGUUUUUGAGUAUAUGGAGCAUGAUCUCACUGGCCUCGCUGCAGCUCAACGUGUCAAGUUUGAUCUUUCUCAGGUGAAAUGUUUUAUGAAGCAGCUACUAUCGGGGCUAGAGCAUUGCCAUAGCCGAGGAGUGUUACAUCGGGAUAUCAAAGGUUCUAAUUUGCUGAUAGAUAACGAUGGAAUACUGAAGAUUGCUGAUUUCGGGUUGGCUACGUUUUUCGAUCCAAAGCAAAAGCAAACGAUGACUAGUCGUGUUGUCACGCUCUGGUACCGCCCUCCCGAGCUUCUUCUUGGGGCUACCAACUAUGGAACUGGCGUUGAUCUUUGGAGUGCCGGUUGUAUCAUGGCAGAGUUACUUGCGGGCAAGCCCGUUAUGCCAGGAAGAACAGAGGUGGAACAACUUCAUAAGAUAUUUAAAUUAUGUGGCUCGCCUUCAGAAUUGUACUGGAAGAAGUACAAAUUGGCAAACGCAACCCUUUUUAAGCCCCAACAUCCAUACAAACGUUGUGUGGCUGAAGCAUUCAACGGCUUCGAUCCAUCCACUGUGCAUCUAGUCGAGACACUUCUUGCCAUAGAUCCUGGUGAUCGAGGAACUUCUACCUCGGCCUUGAGUAGUGAAUUCUUUACGAGUGAACCUUUAGCGUGUGAUCCAUCAAGUCUACCAAAAUAUCCACCUUCCAAAGAGCUGAAUAUAAAGCUAAGGGACGAAGAGGCAAGAAGGCAAAAGGGUCUUGCUGGAAAAGCUAGGGGUGUUGAAGGAGCAAGAAGAAUAAGGUAUCGUGGUGAUCGAACUGGGAGAGCCAUUCCAGCUCCAGAAGCUAAUGCCGAGAUUCAAGCAAACUUAGAUAGGUGCAGAGUGGUACCACAAACACAUGGAAAGAGCAAGAGCGAGAAGUUUCCGCCUCCUCACCAGGACGGUGCUGUUGGGCACCCAGUGGAAGAUCAGUCAACGAAAAGCUCUGUAUUUGGUGCAAAGCCUGAGGCUUCUUUCGGGUCAUCGAGAUCACUGAAGGCUGGGGAAGGGACGUCAAAGAGAAAGGUUUCAAACAAAGAAGGAACUCGGGGGUCUUCUUCUAGAAAGAACAUAUGGGGGCUUAAACCUCCUCCAGCGCUGGGGCUAUCUAUGGACUUACUUUUCAGAAGCAGAUCAGAAGUUUUUGGGAACCGGAGAUAGGAUAGGUAAACGGGAAACAAGUUGAAAGUUACAUUAGUGCAUCAAGAAUAAGAGGUUGUUUCCAUUUCAAUUCAAAGGAGAGAGAUUAGUUGAAGAAAAUCAUAUUCUUUGUAGCAGAAUAGUAUGAGCGAGAUAUUGCACAAAUGGAAAUGUGGUUUGACUCUCAUGUAAAAACACAGUUCAGGUACUUUUUCAGAAUGUACAGAUUGUUGAAAUGGGUUUUGUGGUUUGAGGCAUUAAGAUGUUCAAAAUGUUUGACUUCUGCUUUUGGGUUUAUUCCACCUAUUUUUGAUCGAA
Messenger RNA from Brassica rapa (field mustard), 3719 nucleotides. RefSeq names its product probable serine/threonine-protein kinase At1g54610. NCBI's taxonomy places the organism in Eukaryota, Viridiplantae, Streptophyta, Magnoliopsida, Brassicales, Brassicaceae. Gene Ontology annotation, cellular component: nucleus; cyclin-dependent protein kinase holoenzyme complex. Gene Ontology annotation, biological process: protein phosphorylation; positive regulation of transcription elongation by RNA polymerase II. Gene Ontology annotation, molecular function: RNA polymerase II CTD heptapeptide repeat kinase activity; ATP binding. The record is from RefSeq and is a predicted model, not a curated record.